ACUACCACUCUGGUCGGCAGCGCCCCCUGUUGACCCUUCAGACUCUGUGCAUGCCGGAGGAGGAAGGAGACGUGUACCACACAGAGAUUAGCCUGAGCGGACAGAUGAAAGUAGACAGCACCGGUGGAAACAUGGAGGAACAAGCAGAAGUUGAAACAGCAGAGAAUCCAUUUGAGCCUCUCGUCGAGUCUAUUCUUCAGCAGCUGGAGGACCAGGACCCGGUGUUUCUGAUCGGGUUGAUCGUCGCUCUGGCGGUCGUUGUUAUCACCUGCGGUGGGUAAUUUAAUGUUAGCAUGCUCACAUUAGCCUAACAUGCUCGGUUUAACGUUUAGCUUUACCAACAGGUGGACUUUGCUGAAAGCUUUUUGACAGUUUGGGUUUAAAUAACUCGUCUUUAAGCUGUUUAACCCCAAUGAGGAUAAUUAGGAAGCAAAAAAAUAUAUUUAUAUGUUCGUAAAGUUGAGUUAGCAAGCGAGGAAGCUAGCAGCUAAGAUGAAACACGUCAACGGUUUUCUAGUUUGUCAUCCUAAAAAUAAAGGUUUGAAGUUAAGUUAGCCCUCUCUUUUUUGUCUUUGCAGUUUUUCUGAAAUACUUUCUAUCCAGUAAAACAGUCAGAAGUGCGGUGCUGCUGGUCGGACUGUGUGACUCCGGGAAAACCCUCCUCUUCAGCCGGGUAAGUGUGCAGCCGAACGUGGUCCCCAUCGCCACGUUGCGGUACCUGGAUGUCACCUUUAUGCCUUACUUUCUUUGACCCUGGAACACUUCUGCUAAAAUGAGUAACACCAUCACCAUCACCGGGUGAUUUUUACCAGAAACAGUAUUCCCAAGAAAAAGUACUUGUCAUCAAAAUAUACCAAAAUAGGACCAUACAUGACAAGUUGGUUUUCUUUUAUCUUUAACUGUGCAAAGAGAGGAAAUGGACAGUGUGGGGGGCUUGUCUGAUUUGGAGGGGUAGCUAGUUCCAUAAUUUUAGGACCAACAGAAAAAGAUCUAUCCCCUCUGAGAACCAAAAUAUGGCAGAUUUUGAGUGAGUAAAAAUGACCAGCUGACUAAAAUAUUUCUUAUCACCAUACGAAUUCCGUGGAAAUCCAUCAAACCUACUUUACCCUCCAUCACUAUUGCUGGUUGAAAAUCACCCUGUGAACACGUGCCCCUAGGAAAAAGCAGGUUUUUUGGAUCAGGGAAACAAAUGUGUCUUCAAAGAUGUCAAGGGCAAUGCUGAAGCUACCCAGGGACCCAUGAUACUCAGACAAACGCAACACAAGGAAAAUCACCCGGCGAUAGUGUUUGAGGGUUAAGACAAUAAUAAGCCUUUUGAAAAUGAUUUCUUGAUUUUACAGCUACUGUCAGGGAAGUUCAAGCGCACACAGACCUCCAUCACUGACAGCAGUGCUCCUUACAAAGCUAAAAAUGACAAGGUAAGAUAAGGGCAGAGUUAUUAACGCUUGGAGUUGUAAAUCUGUCUAGCUCAUAGGUGACCUCUCUCCUUCUUAUACACAGGCAAACACCUGGACUUUGAUAGAUCUACCUGGGCAUGACAGUCUUCGCCCACAGUACCUGGAGAAAUUCAAAUCUGCAGCCAGGUGAGAGCAGAGCAGGACAGCCCGUGCGGAUUAACGGUUGCCAUAAAACCCUCCAUCUACUUGUGGGAUAAAGUUACUGGUGACAGCAUUUAUACAACCUGAUCUGGCCUCUCAUUAUCACCCUCUCCAGAGCAAUUGUGUUCGUAGUGGACAGCGCCAUCUUCCAAAAGGAGGUGAGGGAUGUGGCAGAGUUCCUUUACAUCUUGCUGACAGACACUGUGAUCUCCAGGAACGCCCCAGCUCUCCUGGUAGCAUGCAACAAACAAGGUUCAGCAACCCCUCUUCUGCAAAAUUAUAUAUAUUUUACCUCUUAUUCUUCAUUGCAAACCUGCCCCAAAUGUUGCUGUAAUCCACUGUUCUCUUUGUUCCACAGAUAUCACUAUGGCAAAAUCAGCCAAGUUAAUUCAGCAGCAGCUUGAAAAGGAGAUGUAAGUCCUCUGAUUUGUUUUAGUAGCUUUAGUUAUCAAGAUAGCGAACAUUUUUUUUAAGCCACCUUUUGUCAUAUUUCUUUCAGGAACACCUUAAGAGUGACUCGGUCAGCAGCGCUCAGCUCUCAGGAUGGCUCUGUCGGUGGCAGUGUGUACCUGGGGAAAAAAGGCAAAGACUUUGACUUCAGCCAGCUGCCCAUGAAAGUGGAGUUCCUGGAGUGCAGCGCCCGUGGCAGCAAGGGUGAAGAUGGGGAUGCAGAUUUAGUGAACCUCGAGAAGAGUCUGGCUAAACUGUAAAACCAGCAACAUCCUUAAAGGGCAGAAUAUUUUUCAAAAACACACUGAAUCAAACACAUCCAAUCCAUUGCUUCUCAGUGGAGGAUUUCUUUGUCAGGAGUGAGUCAAUAAAUAUGGUCUGAUCUGUGCUGACUGUCAGUGUGACGAUCAAAACAAUAUCAGAUGGUGGAGGAGCGUGAGACACAUUGAAUCAUAACAUACCAAAAAGACUGAGAGUCAUGUAGGAAGGUGCAGAAGCUUUUCAGGUUGCUCUGCAGUGCUGAGACGUUUGUGCUUUUUCACCGUCAAUCCAACUGUGAACAUCCACCUUAAAUUGCUUUUUGGCUUUGUUUAUAAAAAUGUACUUUCAAGAAUUUUCCUAUAUUACAUUUGCUGUUUAGAAUUUUGCGUAAAUUAUAAAGGCUGUCAAGGAAUUUCAAAAUUUUUGUUUUAAAUGUAAGUAGUGUGACCUGUAAGCUGCCUUGAUCAGAUCGUUUUUGUCCAGAAUUACAUUUAUUCAAACCUGCUAUGUGCCUUUUUUUCUGGUGUUAGGAGCGUUUUCUGCUUGUGUGCAAAAGAAUGAUAGUGUUCUUGUAUAAAAGUGUAGUAUGAAAAGAGAGUGUUUGCUAUGGAUGUUUGAAUUUAUUAAAAAUGUGUCUGUAUGUACUUCACCUGUUUGACAACUGGUAUAGAUUUUUCUGAUGCAAAGACAUUGAAGAAUUGAUCAAAAUAGCAGUCUCUUAAAUUUAGAGCCUUUCAUCAACCUAUGGUAGAACUCGAGAACCUGCAAUGAUAAAUGAGCAGCUAACGUUGUUAAAUCUUUGCGUUAUAUGAGGUGCUUAUAUGUAACUUUUCAUUUCUUAGAGCUUAAAAAACAUAAAAUGUGUUGCCUUAUUUUCCAUGUUUAAAUCCUCAGAAAGCAUUGCAUUAAAUAUGACUGAACAGCUGUCAGUUUGCCCAUAGUCUGUCUUUAAUCUGGAUUAGAUUGGGAUUUUUGUGCUUUAUUUCAAGAUCCUCAGGUUCAUUUCUUUCAUGGUCUGGUGUGGUAGCUUCACAAGGCUUAAGGGGAAAUUCUGGUGUAAAAUUAAUUUAGGGUCAAACACACCGUAACACAGAGUUAGACACCCCCAACGAGAGAUGAAUGUUGCCGACCGCUUGUUUCUUUAGUUAUAUCAACUUUAGUAAUGACUGCAGGAUAGCAAUACACAGCGGUCUGAGGAGCCAUAAACAAAUCUCAUCCAAAACGCCACUCUAUAGCCACAUAUAAUGCUCAGAACAGCACCUAACUUCAUCAACAGUACAUACAGGGUCCUAGCCAUAGUACCAGCAACCAAACAUCUUCUUAACUUUGCCUAUUUUCUUAAGCAAAGAGGUUAAACACAACUCACCUACACUCUUCCAGCACCCGCUUGUAGUGAGACCUCAAGCCAUUCCAUUACGGACUGCAGUGGGGUGACACAGCUCAAGGAACUCAGUGUUUCGGUGUGUCUGACCCUAAAAUUAAUUUUACACCAGAAUAUCCCUUUAAAUACUUUUUACCCCCAAAACAUUUCUACUGAUUUCUAAAAGGGCCACGCAUGCAAAUGCCCUGGUUAGCCAAAUCCAACUUGAUUACUCUUAACUCAUUCAACAAUUUGUCUAUUUCUGCAAAGAUUGCUUGUUUAGGGAGGCAGUACUGUUGGUUUCUGUUUCACAGUUCAGAUUUAUUUUAAAGGAGAGAUAGACCCCACUCACUGUGGUGAUAAUCAAGUCACUAAGUCGUCCAAAAUCCAAAUAAUCGGUGUAAAACUGCCAAAAAUGUCUUUAAACCCACAAUAAGGUAUAUUCAAAGUAGCAUGCUGUUAUUAGCCAGAGCGAAAGAAACAGUUUGUAAUGAAGUGCAGGGUUCUAUAGUGGAGACAGAGGGUAGACUGAAAGACUGGAGCUCUGAUCUGCAACCACUACACAAGGCUCUCCUUUCAGCACUGCAGGGCACAACCAGUUCACCUUGUCUCCGUGAUCAAUGUUCAGUUUGGGUCCAGACUUCUCUUCUGUCACCCCCUCUGCACCUGCAGCCUCUGCCUCUUCACCCUCCCCCUCAGCUGCUUCUUUCUCAGCUGUAGUCUUCGGUGGCAUCUUUGCUUUGUCUCUGGGUUGCUCUUUCCUCUUUCCUUUGCUCUUGUUCUUCCUGCGAGGAGCUGCGGCCACUUUAGCUUUUGCAUCCAAAGAUACGACUGGGUGCUUACUGAGGUCCCACAGGGCGACCUGGCCGUCAUUCCCACCAGUGACGAGCCAGUAAGGGUGAGGAAGGAAACUAACAAAGUGGGCUUGUGAAGCCCCCUGGCUGUGGGCUUUGAUAAUUCCCUGCUGUUCCAGUUUAGAGCCGCUGCCAAUCCUCAUGAGAUGCACCCGUCCGUCCUCUGCUGCACAGCCCACAAUGUUUCCACAACCCGCCACAGAUACACAGUGGGCUAGGGGUGGGUUGAAAAGUUGACCAGGUUGGGGCUGAUGGCCGUCUUCUUCUUCUGCUAUAUCCUGGAGGUUGAUGGUCCAUAAGGGACGUGUCUUUUGUAGACCCCACAGCAUCACCUGAAGCAACAAAUAAUGAAGCAAAUUACUCUCAAGACAGACACAUCAACCAAAGAAGACAUGCUAGCACAGAUUUUCUAAUCCUUAGUCUCCCAUCUGUCUUACCUGCAUGUCCAGUCCAGCAGACAGCAGGUUAUUUGGCCUGUGUGGUCUAAACACCACAGAAGAGCAGAUGUUCGUGUGUCUACGAAGAGUCCUGCAUACUUUCCCCCCUGGGAGCUCCAGUACCCGAACUGCCCCAGAGUCAUCAGCCACUGCCAGGGCUGACCCGCUCUCAUUUAGUGCUAAAGCGUUGAUCUCCUCCUCUCCUGCACCCUGAAACUCUUCCACCGGGCCCUUAAGGUUUCGGGGGUCAAGUAGACUCACAGCCUCUCCGUGUGAUACAUACAGACUUUGAGCCCCAGCUGCAAACACAACACUGGUGCAAUCAUCUUCGCUGGAAAGUCUGAGGCGUCCGGUAAUGGUUCCCUCUUGGCUCCACAGGGUGACCUCUCCACCUUCAGAGCCCGAAGCCAGGAGACCCUCAGGACCUGGAGACGCCCCAACACACAGGAUGGAUGAGGAGUGGCCGUCAGACCACUGCCGGGCCAUGCUAAGCCUGUGAAAUGUGAGUGAAUAAGGCAGAGACAGGGAAGAGUUUAGGUGAUCUUUGAGACAACAGUGUAGACGGCGUCACAUCACUCCAAUUUUAGCCUCAAAUAAAGUUGUUAUUAUUAUUAUAGUUAACAGAUAUAUAUAUUGUAAUAUAUCGAUCCGUUUUGUCUAUUUUAAUAUGGGGCUCAUGUGCAAAGAGAAAUAUGCUUUAAACAUCUGUAUUAUAAAUUUACAAAACAGCAGGUUACAACUUUGAAACAGCACAAACAACCAACACCAAAGUCCUGAUUCUACUUUAGCUUUCUGCUAACGCGCAACACACGAAGCUAAAAUUUUAGUCCCUGUUCGACUCAAGUGCUCGCUGUGAGAGCUGAUGUGCUAAUAAUAUUCUGUUUAUAUGAAACAACCAAAUACGACGUAUUGUUGAUAUUCGCGUUAUUUUUAUGAGAGCAGAUAAUUUACUCUACCUCAGAAAUUGUCCUCAAAACUUCCUCGGAUUGCCAUGUGCGGUUCAGUCGCUCCCGGAUGACGUCACAAAUCCAUCACAAAUCCCCUUUGCCCUGAGUUUCGCAUGUCAGGCGCAUCGUUCAGGUUUUUAUUUAUUUUAAUCCUUUUUUUUUUUUUUAGCAGAUUGACUGAGUUUUAACUCCUCAAACAAGUUUUGAGAGAAUGAGUCAAAAGGACUGGCCAUCCUCUACUUUAACUGCCUUUUCACCAAGCAGUCUGUUCAGCUUUGGUGGGUAUAGUAGGGGAGAGUGGGGUAAGAUGAGCCAUUUUUCAUAUUUCUGAUCACUACAUCAAGACAAUCAUAGUUUUGUCUCUAACUAGUGUAUCUGCAUAUAUUUCAAGAUGUUGCAUCCCUGCAAACCAACAGAAUGUAAACAUAACUGUCUUGAUAAUAUAGCGUGCAAAAAAAAGUGGUCUCCUAUGGUCAACU
This is a messenger RNA of Xyrichtys novacula (pearly razorfish), 6386 nucleotides long. The record is from the annotation of a GenBank genome assembly. Lineage: Eukaryota; Metazoa; Chordata; Actinopteri; Labriformes; Labridae.